UUAUUUUCUCCAUAUUCCCACAGAAUUUCACAGCUCGCAUGACAUACAGAGAUGCAGUUCUACAGUACUUCUGUGGCCUUGACAAAGCCUUGGUGAACUUGAUGAAAAAAGUUCCUCCCCUAAAUCAUCUCCCAAACAUAUUAGAAAUUGUGGCUGCUCUUUUCUUUAAUGCACAUUCUAUUAUUUAUAUCAAAUCAAGGCCCACUUGUCCCAUGCCAAGUCUUAUUAGUACAGUUCUUCUUCCAAGUGCUGUGUACACUGCAGAGAAACCUCUCAACUCACUCUUGGCUUCAUCACUGGCAAACACUCUACCGAAGAUGGUGUGUGGAUUGGGUUGCUUGGGCUUGGCACAAGACCCAUACCUAGUGCGUUGUGUGAAAGAUGUCUUCACGCACUAUAUCUAUCGCUUUCCAGUCAAGACCAGCAAAAACUACACAACUACAACACAUCCUUUUAUUAUUUGUCUUCAUGAUGCUGAAGUAAGAGAGGAAGUCCUUCAUGAACUCCGCCCUAUAUUUUUGGAGGUUGUACGUGACAGUUACUUAGGCAAGCGAGGUGUCAGCACUCUCCACCUUCACAUAGUAAUUUCUCUGAUAUUGGAGCUGUUAAACAGAAAUACAUAUGAAUGGCUUGAGGGAAUCUCUUCUUUGUUACUUCUGCCCCUCUUAGAACUGAUGCUUACACUGGAGGACCAUGCAACAAAGAGAGUGGCAACAGAUCUCCUCCAGAAAGUGCUGCAGGAGGCUGAAAAUCAGGACACACCACUUAGAGGUAAACUGGUGAAAUGUGUGAGACAGCUGGUAGUGCAACAUGUGUCCUGGUCAUCAGCAAGAUUGUUCCGAGUGUUGAGUGUUUUGGGGGUGCUACACAGGGAAUUGUUGGUUGACUGUCUCCCACACAUUGCUCAAGCUGUUACAGCUACAGAGGAAAAGAGAGGCACAGGACUGGAUCAUACACUACGACAUGGGUACCAGACACUCCUGGCCAGCUUAGGUGUAAAUGAGGGAGAUAUAAAACCUUCAUAGAAUCGGUUCCACACUGUACAGUGUCAAAACCAUGCAGCCCUCAUCACACAUUUGACCAUCAACUGUGGCCUACUUGUGUAGGAAGGUUGAGGACCACUGGUUUAGCUCAAUGAAGGAGAAUGCACAUGCAGUGGUACCCCAAGUUUCGUACAGCUUCCAACUCAAACAAUUAUGUAAGUGUAUUAUUGUCAGUGCUUUUGUAAGUGUUUUUUUUUGGGGGGUCUGAAAUGGACUAAUCUAAUUUACAUUAUUCCUUAAUCCUUAAACGUCCAAACGUAUAUAUGAGCUCUUGCGCCCUAAACGUAUAUAUGUGUUGUUUUUCCUGCCUUCAAAUUUGGCAAGAUUGGCCUGAGAUGCCUUGUCAGCAUAGAAUGGGUCCUAAUACUCAGUGUGCGCAGUAUUAGAAAAAUCUGGGACCACUUAGUACCUUGUGGGAGUGCCAGCUAGAGCAAACAGUGCGGCAAACACCAAGGAUUCACUGAUGUAAUGUCAUAUUAACACUCCUCUUUUAAGAGGAAAGUGAUGUUAACCCCAAGUUUAGGGUCUGUCUACCUCUGUCUAUUUGUCUCUGUAUCUCUCUCAAUCUGUCUCUCUUUCUGUCUAUCUCUGUCUCACAGGUACACAUAAAUACAAGUAUACAUAGUGUAAAUUACCUAGGAUAACCCAAAAAAUCCAGACAAAGUGCUAUACUCUGCUUGAAGAUGUGAGUAAACGUGAUGACGACGCAGUCUUGUGGCUCUCUCUGAGACAGAGAGCUAGAUGGAUAGACAGAUAGACAGGGAGCUUGACAGACAGACAAAUAGACAGACAGACAUGUUUGUGUACCAGCGAAAACAAAGUGAGGGCGAUGCUUAUGAAAUAUCACCUCUAAUUUUUUCUUAUCAGCUGCACCCUCCCCCACCCUCGUGUAUGCUCGUCAAACGUCAGCUCUUAUCAGUUAUCUCAUCUUAUCAUGUCACUGUCAUGGGUGGACUUUGUUUUUCAUGCUUCAAGGGAACUUAUUAUUACCUAUUAUUAUUAUUACUUAUUAUUAUUCUCCUCC
Messenger RNA from Cherax quadricarinatus, 2067 nucleotides. The record is from RefSeq and is a predicted model, not a curated record. Lineage: Eukaryota; Metazoa; Arthropoda; Malacostraca; Decapoda; Parastacidae.